Trichomonas vaginalis G3 is the source of this 2550-nucleotide messenger RNA. Its product is annotated as EBNA2 binding protein P100 family. The transcript has a single exon. Gene Ontology annotation, molecular function: RNA binding; nuclease activity. Gene Ontology annotation, biological process: mRNA catabolic process; regulatory ncRNA-mediated gene silencing. Lineage: Eukaryota; Parabasalia; Trichomonadida; Trichomonadidae. Gene Ontology annotation, cellular component: cytosol; RISC complex; nucleus. The coding region runs from base 1 to 2550 and encodes 849 amino acids. The record is from RefSeq and is a predicted model, not a curated record.
AUGUCGAAACCUCGUCGUGGUAUCGUUCAAGCUGUUAUUGAUGGCUGCACACUCAUAGUCAAGUUUGUUGAUGAACCAAGCAAACCAGUUGAAGCCGUUUUGCUCGAUUUCAUUACAGCUCCAAAGCUUGGAUCAAACGAUGGCGUUCGCCCAGAUGAGCCAGACGCUUGGAACUCAUUCGACUUCCUUCGUAAGCUUACACUCGGCAAGAGAGUCUUAAUUUAUCCAGCAAAUACAAAAGGCGACAUUUUCCGUAACCAUCCUAACUUUGGCCGCAUUCCAGGAUUCCCAGGUCGUGCUGAGCUUGUUGAUAAGGGCAACAUGGAUGUUGGUAUGGCCGUCGUAGAGAGUGGCUGGGGCAAAGUUAAGAAUGAAAGAUCACAAGAUGACUACGCACAGCAAUUACUUACCCUCCAGACAGCUGCCUCCGAUGAAUCUCGUGGCAUGUGGACAGCCAGUGGCCUUGUUCGUAAGCUUCCAGCUCCAUAUGAUCCAGAUGACCUUCUCAAGAGAAAGGAAUUCGAAGGUAUCAUCGAAUCAGUUCAGAAUGGUUCUACAUACUCUGUCAUUCUUCUUCCAAACUUCGAAGUUAUCUCCCUCCAGCUCGCAGGUAUGAAAUGCCCAGGAGCUCGCCGCGAAAUGCCAGAUCCAUUCGGCUUAGAAGCCAAGCAGUUCGCAGAAGCUCGUCUCCUCCAACGUGGCGUUAAGGUUACAAUCCACCAAGCCCAGGAAAGAUCUACUAAAAACGACAUCUUCAUUGGCCAGAUUGUUCACCCACAAGGAGGCGAUAUCGCACUCUUCCUUCUCAAGGAAGGUCUCGGCCAGGUCUUCAAUCCAACAAUUAGCCUCAUUCCACGCGGAGAAGAAUACCGUGCUGCAGAAACAGAAGCAAAGAAGGCUCGCAAGAACCUCUGGAAGAGCUUCGAUGUCUCUACACUCAAGUCCGGACGCGUUGAAGGCAAGGUUGUCAGAAUUUCCGGUUCAUCCUGCCUCGAAAUCGAAACAGUCACAGGAAACAUCGAAAAGGUCUACCUCUCUAGCUGCAAGGUUCCUUUGUUCAACCCUGUUGGCCAGACAGAACCACUCGGUUUCGAAGCCCGUGAAUUUGUUCGUAAAUUAACAAUCGGCGAGAAGGCUAUCGCACUCAUUGAUUACACAGUAGAGACUCAGUCACGUGGAACAAACGCUACAGAGCCAAGACACUUCGCUACAGUCUACAUUGGAUCCAAAUGUGUCCAAGAAGAGCUUGUUGCCCAAGGCCUUGCUACAGUUUUCACAUCCAGAAACAACAAGCCAUCAGACCGUAUCGACAGCAUGAUGCGUGCUGAAGAUGAUGCCAAAUCAAAGAGAAUUGGCCUCCACGCAACAAAGCUUCCAAACGCUGCAGCCUUCAACGAUCUUUCCAACAAGCCAAACCGCCAGAAAUCCGUUCCAUACCUCCACUACCUCGAGAAUAAGAAUCUCAACGGUGUUAUCGAAUACUUCGCCUCAUCUACACGCGCUGUCAUCCUUAUUCCAGAGCAGUCAUGCAUCAUCCGCAUGAACCUCCUCGGCGUCAUCGGAAACGACCCAACAGAGAGAAUCGGAAACAAGGCUCUCCAGUACAUGAACGACAACUUCCUUCUCAGAGACUGCAUUGUCAACGUACGCGAUGCAGACAAGUACGGCUGCUUCAAUGGCUGCCUCACAGCUGUUGUCGGAAAGAAGCAGAUCUGCCUCGAAUACGACCUCGUCCGCAAGGGAUUCGCCGAGCUCCACACAACAAUCUCCCGCCAUCCAAAGCGCACAGAGAUUUCCGAAGCUCUCGAAGAAGCCAAGGAUGAAAAGGUCGGAAUGUGGGGAGACGAAACAAGAAUCCAGAAGGCCCUCAUCCCAGACAAGGUCUACGAAGUCAACGUUACAGAAGUUUGGGAUCCAGUUACAGUUGUUAUCCAGAUUCAAUCAGAAGAGCUCGCCAAGAUCAACAAGGGACUUGUCCAGGCCAGACAGGCUGUCGGCAAGCUCAUGAAGGGCGAUCUCGUCGCAGUCAUCUACGAAAGAAAGCUUUACAGAGGCAGAAUCCUCGAAGUCGAAGAUCAGCGCGCCAAAGUUGAAUUCAUCGAACUUUGCAUCAACGAUACAAUACCAAUUGCAGAUCUCAGAACGUUACCAGAAGAACUUACAAAGAUUCCACCACAGGCCAUGUCAAUCAGACUCGGUGGCUGCAAGGCAUUCAACUUCAACAACCAAGACUUCGAAGAGGAGGCAAAGGAUUACGUAUGGUCAUUAUGCGAUGGCCAGACACUUUACGCUCAUUUCAUGUACGACGACAGAUCCGCUCCAGAUCCAGACGUUCUCCUUACAGAUGGACCAAGCCCAGAAAAUGGCUCCGUCAACUCAAUGGUCCUCUCUAAGGGCUACGCUAGAUUCAACAAUAUCCCUGUUUCUAAGUCUCUUGAACCAGUCAUGGAAAGACUCGAUACAAUCGAAUCUGCUGCCCGCGAUAAGAAGGUCGGCGCUUGGGUAUUUGGAAAUGUCGGUGAUGAUGACGAUGAUGAAGACGAAUAUUAA